Nothobranchius furzeri (turquoise killifish) is the source of this 2075-nucleotide messenger RNA. It is a transcript of the gene trmu, whose product is annotated as tRNA 5-methylaminomethyl-2-thiouridylate methyltransferase. NCBI's taxonomy places the organism in Eukaryota, Metazoa, Chordata, Actinopteri, Cyprinodontiformes, Nothobranchiidae. Gene Ontology annotation, cellular component: mitochondrion. Gene Ontology annotation, biological process: tRNA wobble position uridine thiolation. Gene Ontology annotation, molecular function: sulfurtransferase activity. The record is from RefSeq and is a predicted model, not a curated record.
UCCGUCAAAAUGAGUGUUUCGAGUCGGCCCAAAUUCAUUUCCGGACCUUAAAAUUAUGAUAUCAGUUAGCGAAAAAGUGUAACGUAAAUUAGAAAAAUUUUCAUGAUUUUUUAAACCUGAACAGGAUGGGUUUAAUAAGACACGUGGUGUGUGCCAUGUCUGGGGGAGUUGACAGCUCUGUGGCGGCUCUGUUACUGAAGAGAAGCGGCUACAACGUGACCGGGGUUUUCAUGAGGAACUGGGACUCUCUGGAUGAGAGCGGGGUCUGCACCACCGAGAAGGACUGCGAGGACGCCUUCAAAGUGUGUCAGAUCCUGGACGUGCCCUUUCACCAGGUGUCCUACGUCAAAGAGUACUGGCACGACGUAUUCAGCAAUCUGUUAAAGGAGUACGAGAAGGGCAGGACUCCAAACCCUGAUAUAUUAUGCAACAAACACAUCAAGUUCAACCAUUUCCACAAGUAUGCCAUCAACACUCUGGGAGCUGAUGCCAUGGCAACAGGUCAUUAUGCCAGGACAUCCCAGGAGGACGAAGAGGUCUUCCAACAGCCCUACACACCCCCACCCACCUCACUGUUCAGAGAUCGGUUUGAGAUCAGAAACUCUGUGAAGCUCCAAAAAGGAGCCGACCUUGUCAAAGACCAGACCUUCUUCCUCAGCCAGAUCUCUCAGGAGGCCUUGAGACAGACCAUGUUCCCGCUGGCCGGACUCACCAAAGAGUUUGUGAAGAGGUUAGCUGCUGAAGCGGGGUUUCACCAUGUUCUGAGGAAAAAGGAGAGUAUGGGCAUCUGCUUCAUAGGAGAGAGAAACUUUGAAAAUUUUAUCUUAGAGUACCUAGAUCCUAAACCGGGGAACUUUGUUUCCAUCGAAGACGGGACCACCAUGGGAACACACAAAGGCUGGUUCACGCUGACGUUGGGUCAGAGGGCACGGAUAGGAGGACAGAGGGACGCCUGGUUCGUGGUGGACAAAGACAUUGUUACUGGAGACGUGUUUGUGGCUCCCACCACCAGCCACCCAGCUCUUUAUCGUGACACUGUGCGAACCGACCGCUUCCAUUGGAUAGCUGUGGACCCGCCACCCGAACUGGUCCAGACCCAGAUGCUGGAGUGUCACUUCCGCUUCAUCCACCAGAUGCCACUAGUUUCCUGUACAGUGACUCUAAACCUGGAUGGAUCCGUGUGGAUUUGCCUCUCACAGCCAGUCAGGGCUCUUACAACUGGACAGUUUGCGGUUCUCUAUAAAGGAGACGAGUGUCUGGGCAGUGGGAAGAUCAUCCAGCUGGGACCCAGUGAGUACACGCUCCAGAAGGGCAGAGAGCGCUCUGAGGCAGGUGUGCAGCAGAAAGAGCAGCCGACACCUGAACUGGAUGAGAUAAAGCCCCAGCAUCACUGAGACUCCUGCUGGUGUUGAAGUGCCCUGAACAGCUUUUUUUUUUUUUUUUUUUUUUUUUUUUUUUUCAAAAAUACGUUUUCCUGCAAGGACUCAUAACACAAAGACUACUUAAGGAGAUUGAUAUAUUAUUUGUUGUGUAUAUUUAAUGAUUUUUUUUAAACAGAAGUCUAUUUUUGAAAACUGUCUCAUAAGCCAUGCCUGUAUGUAAACACGGGGUGAAGGUAGUUUCUGGAACAAAACAUAAAAAUUCUCCUUUCUUUUUUCUGUUGCUAAGCCUUGAUAGGCUGUAGUGUCUGUGUGUGCUGCUGUUUAAUCGGAGAGCUUUUAUUUAGUUUUAUUCCACUGAGACGUCAGAUCAGGACCUGGGUGUUCCUGAAUGAGCAGAAAUGUGUUGUUCUUCUGUAACUGAAUAAUUCAUAUUUGUAAUUUGUGUAAAUUUACGCUACAUCAGGGCUAUUCAAUUACGAGCCGCUAUCCGGCAUGUUUUAGUGGUUUCUUUGCUCCAACACACUUGAUUCAGUGGUUGACUCACGUGUGCAGCAACUCAUCAGGCUCUGCAGAAACUAAUUGGAAUCAGGUGUGUUGAAGGGUUAAACCAAAACGAGCUGGAAUUGAACAGCCCUGAUCUACAUGUUUGUACAAAAUCCUCCUUGACUUGAUAAAAUGAAGGGUGUGUGUGUG